CAGGUGCUCAAAACAGUUUCGUCGCAGUUCUCCAACGGUACAGAGGUGCAAUCGCUUAAUACUCGCAAAAACAAUCAGUACCCAAUUAUUAAAUAGUUGCUAACAAGUUCAAAAAUGCUGCAAUAUCUCGUUGUUAGCCUGGCACUUUGCGCCACAAUUUGCUCUGCUGCGCAGACGCGUAAUAUGCCCAUACAAGCCAUUGCCUAUCUGACCGGACCCGUGCAAUCGGAUAAUACCCAGGUCAAGGGCAACGUGACCUUCACGCAGAACGACUGUGGCCAGAAUGUCCAUGUGCGCGUCCAGCUGGAGGGAUUGAAGGAGGGCAAGCACGGCUUCCACAUCCACGAGAAGGGGGAUCUGACCAACGGAUGCCUCAGCAUGGGUGGUCACUAUAAUCCCGACAAGGUGGAUCACGGUGGCCCCGACCACGAGGUGCGUCAUGUUGGCGAUAUGGGCAACCUGGAGGCCAACUCCUCGGGCAUCAUCGACGUCACAUACACGGAUCCGGUGAUCACCCUAACUGGCAAGCAGGCGAUCAUUGGCAGGGGAGUUGUGGUCCACGAACUGGAGGAUGAUCUCGGCCUGGGCAAUCACACGGACUCCAAGAAGACCGGCAAUGCUGGCGGCCGCAUUGCCUGCGGUGUUAUUGGCAUCAAUGGCCCACCUGUACCUGCUCCUGCACCUGCACCUGCACCAUCAACACCACGCCAUCAACCACUGUACUAUGUGCCCCAUGGGGAGCCACAAGAUCAUGUUGUCUAUCCACUCCAGCGCUAUCCCUUGCCAUACCCAUACCCAUAUCCAUAUCCGCACCCAUACCCCUAUCCGUAUCCGUUGUCGCACCAAUUGUAUCUGUGAGAUCGCGAGACUACACCGUUCGCCUGUUCCACCUUCUAAUUGCAGCUCGGAUGUGGACGAGUGGCCAUGUCGCGAUGGUGGCGCCGGCGCCCUGCGCUACUCCUUCUCCAUCCUGACCCUCGUCGUGGCCAUCUUCUUGGCCCGCAGCCUUGACUAACCCAACACCUGCAACCGGAUUGGAUCGAAUGCAUGCAUGGGAAUGUGGCACGGGAUUGUUGGCCAUCGUAGUGAUCCGCAUCCCCACUUACACACUAAUCACAACCAUUAGUCGCACAACACCACAACAGUAAUUAUAAUACUCCAGCAUUAUCCACCCAAAUAGAGAACUCAAAGCAACUAACUAAGCUACUUGUAAAGUGUUUGAAUUGAUCGAUAAUAAAGUUUGUUAUUUGUA
Messenger RNA from Drosophila erecta, 1252 nucleotides. RefSeq names its product extracellular superoxide dismutase [Cu-Zn] (gene Sod3). Gene Ontology annotation, molecular function: superoxide dismutase activity; copper ion binding. NCBI's taxonomy places the organism in Eukaryota, Metazoa, Arthropoda, Insecta, Diptera, Drosophilidae. The coding region runs from base 115 to 858 and encodes 247 amino acids. The transcript is spliced from 6 exons. Gene Ontology annotation, biological process: removal of superoxide radicals. The record is from RefSeq and is a predicted model, not a curated record.